UGUGAGACUGCUCUUGUCCUCUUGGUUCAGCCUUGAAUUUUGCGGUCAGGACGGCAUUUUGCGUCACUUGCGGAUUCUAGAUGAGUUCGAUGCUCCCAGACAUUGCCGAAGACUAUAAGGAACUACAGGUUAUAGUUGUACGCCGUUCAACAGGGAAGUGGAUUUCCCCCCUCCUGAGGCAGGGGAGGAAACUAUACAAUCCUAAAUUAUUAUUAUUAUGUUUCCAAUUAUUAUUUUUUGGGACGCUCAUCCCUCCUUCUAGACAGGGAAAGAACUUCCCCGCAAAAGGGAACCGGCAGCAUGAUUGCAUCAUAGCAAAAUUUUAAUCAGAUUCAUAUUAUGAAUUCCGUACUGCCUUGCCCAUCCAAACUCUCGGCUCCUUAUACAUUCCAGGCAAAAACAGAUGCUUCUAGAUUACACGGAGAGAAUGGAACCAUCCCUGUCAUUCUCUCGUCAGU
Messenger RNA from Aspergillus pseudonomiae, 458 nucleotides. RefSeq lists its product as uncharacterized. NCBI's taxonomy places the organism in Eukaryota, Fungi, Ascomycota, Eurotiomycetes, Eurotiales, Aspergillaceae. Bases 81 to 326 code for a protein of 81 amino acids. The record is from RefSeq and is a predicted model, not a curated record. The transcript has a single exon.